AUGGCCAGCUCUGUGGAUCAGUCGUCUUCGACCGACUGGAUCCUGCCAUCGAUGCCACCUUAUGCUCACCAACCAGGGAUUCAAUUUGUCGGCACCGAAUGGAUUCUACCAUCAAUGCCACCUUAUAUUCAUGUUUAUGUUCAUGUCCGGCUGGGGCUCCUGGAUCUUCCUCUGGAGAUUCAGCUGCUCAUCUACCAGUACUGCUUUUUGGACCACGUAGUCUGGGCGAAAAGUUCGUGGCAACCCGUCAAACACUCCGCUGGAUUGCUCCAGACUUGCCAUCACAUCCGCAACGAAGCAACAAAAUACAUGUUCGCAGGCGCAACAUUGGGCCUGAACAUCUCCAGAUCCAACAACCGUCAAGGCCUGGUCCCAUACGACCAUUUCCUCUUGAACGGUGCUUCUUACGAUCAGAUAUGCGCAACGCCCCAGGAGUAUUUGCACCGCUUCGAGAAGAUUGUCCUUAGGGUCCCUCGGCCGAGCGAUCAGCACAUGGUUGACCAUUGGUAUGCCGUGUGGCCCGUCAUCUACAGAAUCAGCUUGGCCAUCCUCCCUUUCCAGACUUUGUCCAUCAAGUUGUGCGUCGGCCGCCUGUCGACCAUCCUCAUGGACAAAAUACCUCGUUUCCACGACCGACCCGGGAAGAUGCCCUGGCUGAGGAGGACUAUCUACUACGAUCUCGAGGGUGUGAUACAGGCGCCAGAACUUUACACCAGUAGCGCCUACAAAGCCAAGGCUCGGCAAAGGAUCAAGCGCUUUCGCGAGGUGCAGAAUCGGGCGCAACUACAGUGGGAAAACAUUUUGACCAUCAUCGAAGAGCUCCAGAACACGACAAGGCAGAAGCUGUCUCGAAACGUGACUCAGUGGAAGAGCGGGACACGGACCGUCCGCGUCAGUAAUGCGCGGACGUUGGAAGAGAUUAUCAAUCGGGCAAGGACAAUUGCAAACGACGAUGACACGGGUCCGGAUAUGUGGUUUCACUGCUAUGGACGUGGCGGCGCUUUGAUCUACCAUCCGGAAUAG
Saxophila tyrrhenica is the source of this 1023-nucleotide messenger RNA. RefSeq lists its product as uncharacterized. Lineage: Eukaryota; Fungi; Ascomycota; Dothideomycetes; Mycosphaerellales; Extremaceae. The record is from RefSeq and is a predicted model, not a curated record. Bases 1 to 1023 code for a protein of 340 amino acids. The transcript has 2 exons.